CAGCUGUGCGGACCAAUGGGCAGGCAGUGGGCAGCCUAUAUGAGCCGGCCCCAGCGCACCUUUAAGCGGCUUUCUGUCCUGUCCACCCCGUCCUUAGUGUGGGUACGUCGGGGCCGGAGCCCGCAGAGCCGCCGCCCCCCUUCCAGCUCCCGCCUGCUUCCCUCCCCCCCUGCUCUCCUCUCCAUUCCCGGUUCUUGCCGUCAGGGCUCCGGGGUCUGGCCAGAGAUGCCGUCGGAGAGCGGGGCUGCGAGCCCGGACGCAGCAGCGGUGGCGGCGGCUGCAGCGGCGCCCCCGGCCCUGGUCCCUCCGGCUGAAGCCCCUACCCAGAAGCGAAGCGGUCCCAGCCCGGAGCAUUCCUCCGCAGCCCCGCGACGGCGCUUCAGCCGGUUGAGCUGGGCUCAGGUGCAGAGACUGGACGCUUUACUGGCGGAAGAGGUCCCCAUCCACGGACGCGGCAACUUUCCCACGCUGACCGUACAGCCGCGCCAAAUCGUGCAGGUGGUCCAGAGCCGCUUGGAGCAGCUCGGGGUCCCCGUCCACAGCGUCCGCCUGAACGGUUCUGCCGCCAGCCACGUGCUUCACCAAGACAACGGCCUGGGCUACAAGGACGUCGACCUCAUCUUCCGCGUGGACCUGCAGGACGAGGCGGCCUUCCAGCUGGUGCGAGAGGCCGUCCUGGCCUGCCUCCUGGACCUCCUUCCGGCCGGCGUGAGCCGGGCCAAGAUCACGCCCCAGACUCUGACGGAGGCCUACGUGCAGAAGCUGGUCAAAGUGUGCACGGACACGGACCGCUGGAGCCUCAUCUCCCUCUCCAACAACAGCGGCAAGAACGUGGAGCUCAAGUUCGUGGACCGCCUGCGGCGCCAGUUCGAGUUCAGCGUGGACUCCUUCCAGAUCCUCCUGGACUCCCUGCUCCUGUACGGCCAGUGCUCCUCCACGCCCAUGUCUCAGGCCUUCCACCCCACGGUGACGGGCGAGAGCCUGUACGGGGACUUCGACGAGGCCCUGGAGCACCUGCGCCGCCGGCUCAUCGCCACCCGCAGCCCCGAGGAGAUCCGAGGGGGCGGCCUCCUCAAGUACUGCCACCUCCUGGUGCGCGGCUUCCGGCCGUGCCCCGGCACCGACGCCCAGGCCCUCCAGCGCUACAUGUGCUCGCGCUUCUUCAUCGACUUCCCAGACCUGGGGGAGCAGAGGCGCAAGCUGGAGCGCUACCUGCAGGCUCACUUCGGCGGGGGCGCCGGCCCAGCCUGCUACGCCUGCCUGGUGACCCUGCACCGGGUGGUGAACGAGAGCACUGUCUGCCUCAUGGGCCACGAGCGGCGCCAGACGCUGGACCUCAUCGCCAUGAUGGCCUUGCGGGCGUUGGCCGAGCAGGGCCUGGUGGGCGGCACUGCCUUGGCCUGGCACUACCCGCCUGCUUCCUUCCCGGGCAGCGAUGGGGUCACUGCCACCCUCAACUACUACGUGACCCCCAUCCAGCCGCUGCUGGCCUGUGGCCACACCUCCUACCCCACUUGGCUGCCCUGUAACUGAGCUGAGGGGGGGGACAUGGGGUUCCCCCUCCUCGCCCCUGGGAUCUGAGCCGGCUAGGGGACACAUCGGGCUCUAGCACUGUUAGACUGUUACCUAUUUGCUGUUGGGUUGAGAAGGGGGGGACAUGGGGGUGGUUUGGGGUGUUUACGGGGUCGGUACUUGAUCAAGCCAGCCCAGAGCAGGGAACGGGGGCCACAGCCUUGGGAAGGUGGGGGUGCAGCGUGGGGCCAAUCUAGUCCUCAGUUCUUAUGACAUUCUGGUCAGAGCUCCCCCAAACAGGACCCCAUUCUUCCAGCUGCCCCCCAGAGGAAUGAACUGCCGGCUCCCCUGCGUCUGCUCAGAGCUGGAGGGGGAACAACUAGAGUCUAUUCAGAGCCAAGCCCAAAGAACAAGGGGGUCACCGCAGCAGAGAUGGGGCUCAAGAGUGUGUGGCCAUCGGGGGUGGGGGUUGAAUAAUGGCGGGCAGAGGAACUUCUGUAUGACCUCCUGUGGCUGAAUGGCCUUCAGGACGUGUCAGGCGGGCCAAGACUGGCCCCCGAAAGGAAGGAACUUUAAGACAUUUUGGGCCAUGGGGAGCCAGCUCACUGGACAUGCGCAAUGGAGACAUUUGCCGUCUUGGCCUUCCAGACCUUGUUUAGGCGCGGGGGCCGGAUGCCAGCCCAGCUUUGAGCCUUGAAGACUAAUGCCAAGUAUUACCUCACGGUCCCUGGAUGAGGAGCCUGGGUUUCUUCCUCCCCUAGUGCUCCCCUCAAGGAAGGCAUACCCUAGGGGAAACUGGAUGGCAAGAGAAGGGCUAGUCAGGGGCUAGGAGACGGCAGCCUCCGCCUCAGUGUGUGUCGUGCCCCGGCCUCCCUUCUCAGGCAGGGCUUGGGGCCUCCUGGCCUCCUGGGCCCUGAGCCUGAACUUUUUUGGGUUCUUUUUACUUUGAAGAUGAUUUCUCUGUGGCCGGGGGUGGACAAGGAGCCUGCCUUGGCCCACCCAAGCUACUCCCCGAGCCUCAGUGUACUCCAGUGUUUCUUUCCUCCCCAGUCCAGUUAGGGCUUAGAUAAUAAAGAUUUCCCUCUGGGAAGCCAAGCUUUGCCCCUCCUAUGUGUGACUGGUUUGUUUGCCUGGUGGGGUAGCGGGAUGGCGCUUUCCCAAGGGGCACUUGGAGACCUAUAAGGGGUCUUUCUCUUCCUCCCUCCCCAAGUUUUGAAUGGCUUUCUCCAAGGAGCCCUGCUCUGAAGUGUAGGGAGUGUGGAGAUCCCAUGUUGCUCCUUAGAGGACAAGCAUUCACCCCACCUGGAAAGGAGGGAUUGGGGCCAGGUAAGCAACCUGACUUAUGCUCCAGGGUGACUAGACUAAAGGCUAAUUACACCCCGGGGUGUGGAACAGGGAAGAUGCUGAUUACUCUAAGUAUACCCUUUCCUUCCCUCGGGAGCCCAGCGCUCCCGCCUCUGGGUGCUAGAUCUUUGGGAGGGGGAGGGUCUGAAGUCCAAGCUUGGUGAGAGGGCUCCGGGGCAAUGUGCAUAGCCCAAUCCUGCAUGGGACUGACCGAAUUGGGGGGGACACCCAGAGGGUUUGGGGCGAAGGAGGAAGAGCCAGCAGGACAACGGAACCCAAGAACCUCUCGUUAAGUGAAAUAAAGUUUCUAUUUUCUUUA
Molecule: messenger RNA, 3175 nt
Organism: Monodelphis domestica (gray short-tailed opossum)
Lineage: Eukaryota; Metazoa; Chordata; Mammalia; Didelphimorphia; Didelphidae
Gene: TENT5B
Product: terminal nucleotidyltransferase 5B
Biological process (GO): mRNA stabilization
Molecular function (GO): RNA binding; poly(A) RNA polymerase activity
Source: RefSeq, a predicted model, not a curated record